Molecule: messenger RNA, 3093 nt
Organism: Anguilla anguilla (European eel)
Lineage: Eukaryota; Metazoa; Chordata; Actinopteri; Anguilliformes; Anguillidae
Gene: foxred2
Product: FAD-dependent oxidoreductase domain containing 2
Exons: 10
Coding region: 205-2244 (679 amino acids)
Molecular function (GO): monooxygenase activity; flavin adenine dinucleotide binding
Source: RefSeq, a predicted model, not a curated record
AGUUACUUCCUGUGCUUCACCGCCUGGCUCCUCCUACCCACUACUGUUACUAUACGCUCCGAGCGAGUGUAAUUUAGGCAUUGACUGGUUAUGAAACAUGAAUUAAUCUAUAUAAAGCCAGUUACGUUUGAAAGAACAACGCUAAACCAGUCUGUUUGAUGUGUUAGCGGGACGAAGGAUACCCUGCGCUGUCAGUUGGUGUCCAUGCCUUCGUCGCCCCUCCCUAUCCUUUCCCUCCUGGUUGCCUGGAUCCACUGUCUCCCCGGCAAUAACCACAGUACCAACAGCACCCAUCACCAUGACUACUGUGUGUUGGGGGCAGGACCAGCAGGGUUACAGAUGGGAUACUUCCUGUCCAAGAGCCAGCGGGAUUACAUUAUCCUGGAGAGGAAUUCAGGACCAGGGAGCUUUUUCAACAUUUACCCUCGACACAGAAAGCUUAUCAGCAUCAACAAGAUCUAUACGGGAAGGCGGAACCGGGAGUUCAACCUACGACACGAUUGGAACUCCUUGCUGAGCGACAGGCCGGACCUGCUGCUCCAGCGAAUCAGCACACAGAUGUACCCUGAGGCAGACGCCCUCCCACGCUAUCUCUCCCUGUACUCCAGGGAGCUGGGGCUGAAGGUGCGGUAUGGAGUGGACAUUGGGAGGGUAAGCGCCUCAAACCUGAGGACCCCUGGGGGGAGGAGCUAUACACUGAUUGACCAGCAGAGAACGGAGUACAGCUGCAGAGUCCUUUUGGUUUCCACCGGUCUCUGGGUACCCCAGCAGGUCCAGUUUGUCGGGUCUGAGCUGGUGGAAGGUUACGAGUCGGUGCCUGUGGAUCCAGAGCAGUACCGGAACCAGGCGGUUCUGAUUCUGGGCAAGGGGAACUCUGCUUUUGAAACGGCUCAGAACAUCCUGGGCCAUGCCAGCUCGGUGCACCUCUACAGCCCGAACCCGGUCCGGCUGGCCUGGCAGACACACUACGUGGGAGACCUCAGGGCAGUAAACAAUGAGUUAUUGGACACUUACCAGCUGAAGUCUUUGGACGGCCUUGCGGACGGAGGUCUUGAAGAAAUCGCCAUCGUCAAAGAUGGAGGUGCAGACAGGAAGCGCAAAGGCAGGGCAGGAAAGGGGCGGGACACAGGCAAGGGGGGGCGUGGCCAGCUGUACUUCACCUUGGCUGAGCUCCUGGAUAGGCCCAUGGGCAACAAGACUUCAGAUCCAGUCUCCAUAUCCAGUUACCAUGAUAACUUUCCUUUCCGGCUGCCAUAUGACCGCGUCAUCCGCUGCCUCGGGUUCCGAUUCAACUUCUCCAUCUUCGACAGCUCUGCCAGACCAUCGCCCAGUGCUGAAGCCAGGGGACGGUUGCCGAGGGUGACAGCAUGGUACGAAGGGAAGGGCACCCCAGGCCUGUUUGUGCUGGGGACCGCAGCACAUUCCCGGGACUACCGCUCAUCUGCUGGGGGUUUCAUUCAUGGAUUCCGCUACACAGUACGUGCUGUGCAUCGAGUGCUGGAGCAGCGCUACCAUGGUAAUGCUUGGCCAUUGACAUCGCUCCCGAACAAUCAGCUCAUUUCCUGGCUGCUGAGGAGGGUCAAUGAAGCCUCUGGACCAUACCAAAUGUUCCGAGUGCUGGGGGAUAUUGUGUUACUGCGAGGCUCUCACUGUGAGUACCUGGAGGAGUUCCCCCUCCAAGCUCUGCCCAAGCUCCCAACCCUGUCAGGCCACCAGGUCACCAAGUCGGGCCUGCUGGUUUUGGUCAUGGAGUAUGGGCUGAACAACACCGACACACUGGGCGCCGGGCGUUCCCAGACAGAGUGGACCCAGGGCUGGAGGUCCAGAUUCCUCCACCCGGUCCUGUACUUCUACAGUAAGCUGCCCACAGAGCGUGAUAUGAGACAGCGGCCUGCUGGGUGGCCCCUACCCCGCCCCAAAGCCGUACACCACAUAAUCGAGGACUUCUUGACCAAGUGGGACGCACCCAUAUCCCACAUCCAACCGCUACGUCGCUUUCUAGAGCACUGCCUCCAGACGGACCUCAGAGCCUUCUAUGCAGAAUCCUGUUUCCGUUUCUCCCUAACAAAUCGAAGGCCACCCACCUUCUGUUACCAAGCAUACCUGAAGAAACAAGGGCUCAUAGGCAACAGUCAGCUGUGGCAGCAUGCACGGGACGCGGGGCUCAUGGCCACCAAUCAUAACUCUUGGACUGCUCCAGAGAACACGCCCCUCCCUGAUCACGAGUCGCCCCCGAGCUUUUAAUGGCUUCAGGAAGUAACGUGGACCUCUGAUUACAAAACUCAUGACUCCUAGUUGAAAGACUGUCACAGCGAAAAUUCAGUGGGGAUUAACUGACGUGUAUGUUGUCUUCAUGCCUUGGCCCAUUUUCUGCCUGCAUCGCACUUUACACAACAGAAAUAUCAGUGGACCUGUGCAAAAGUUUAGCCCAGUAAGAAAACGGGCAUAUCUCAUCCCACAUUUUUGAGGCGGUAGAUUCACUGAACUGUAGUAACUUUAGUUCUGUGAGUAGGUGUGAGGAAGGUAGUUCUACAAUUGACUUGCCGUUAUUGACCUUCUCUUUCUCUUGGCCCAUAUGGGGUAUCUAACUCUAAUUCUGGAGGGACAUGGCGUCCGGAUUUUUGCAGUUUUCAAUAAAUAAGCUGGCACUUUAGGCCUUGGAAACAAGGUAUGAACCAUUUAAACUAUCAGUGACUUAAAUGAAUUAUUGGUGCUGAAAUGCACUAGAAACCAGCAGACAUUGUGACCCUCCAGGACUGGAAUCUGACACUUCUGCCUUAUGUUCACUCACUGGUUACUAAUGGUACUAAGAGGUAAGAUAUUGCGCUCGGAAAAGUAUGUCUAAUUUUCUUCCCUGUUCAUUCUGAAACCAACCAGCCAAUCUUCACCCUGUCUUGCGUGUCUCUUUUUUUUGGGGGGGGGGGGGGGGUGGUUUGGUUAACAAAGAAAAGUGAAAAUGUUUGUGUAUAUAUGUAGUAUAUGUAUAUGCAACAUAAAUUAUGCAGUGUUUUUUUUAUAUAUAUUUUUUGUGGUACAAUUGUCAUUUUGUAUUUGACUAUUUAUGCAAUAAACAAAUGAUUUUAAUAGCUAGUU